CGCUAGGGACCGCACUCCUCGCAAGGGAGAGACACCUCGGCUUUGCUGAUGGGACCACACUCCUCGCUCGGAGCCGCAUCAGCCAUGCGCUGGUUCGUGCUGGUGCUUGCGGCGUGCUCGGCCGGGCACGGCUCGAUGCUCGAACUGAGUCUGGACUCGGAUAGUGGGAAUGUGCAGUGGGUGGUCGAGAAUCAGAAUGGGUCGAUCUCGGUCCCGGGGCGCGUCCCGGGCGGCGUGUACUCCGACCUGCGCCGCGCGGGGGUGCUCCCCGACCUGCUGUGGCAGGACAAUGACGUCGCCACCAGAUGGGUCAGCUACGAUAACUUCACAUAUAGCACCAACUUCCAAGUGCAUGCCGAGCACCUGGCGACUCGUGCAGCUAACCUGGUGCUGGGGGGCGUGGACACCGUGGCCUUCGUGGAGCUGAACGGCCGGCCCGUGGGCGCCACUAACAACAUGUUCGUCAGAUACGUGUUCGACGUCAAGCCUUAUUUGAAGGAAGGCCUGAACACGCUCCGCGUAUCAUUCGCGUCAGCAGUGCUGGCGGCGGCGCGGCGCUCGGCGCGGCACUACGCGGCGCCGGCGUGCGUGCCCGGAGUGUACCGCGGCGAGUGCCACGCCAACCAGCUGCGCAAGAUGCAGGCCUCCUUCGCCUGGGACUGGGGGCCCGCCGCGCCCGGACAGGGACUCUGGAAAUCAGCGUUUAUCGAGUUCUACGACAGCGCGAUCAUCCGCACCGUCACCACCCAGAUCACUAGAGAAGACAAGCAGUGGAGGCUGCGGGUGAAGGUCUACUUGGAGCUGGCUGGGCGGCAAGAAACAGGCGAGCUUUUGGCGCGGCUGGCGCUGGGCGCGCAGGGGGCGGUCACUGUGGCGAAGGAAGUGACGCUCGUCGCCAGGGGUGACGGGACGGCUAAUGCGGAGAUCGACAUGAUCGUCAGUGAGAACGUAGUGAGCCUGUGGUGGCCCAACGGCUACGGCGCGCAGCCGCUGUACAACCUGACCGUGACCUUCAGCAGCAACUCCUCACAAGAGACCAGCUCCAAGAGCGUCCGCGUCGGGUUUAGGACGGUGGAGGUCGUGGAGCAGGAUAUCGCUGAAGUGCUGGGCAACAUGACGCAGUCGACGGGGCUGACGUUCUACCUGAGGGUGAACGGCUACCCGCUGUUCAUGAAGGGCUCCAACUGGAUCCCCGCGCACAUCCUGCCCGAGCUCGGCGGAGAUGAGGAUAGAGUGGACAACCUGCUCCAGGCGGCAGUGGAGGCGCACAUGAACAUGGUCCGCGUGUGGGGCGGCGGCGUGUACGAGCGCGAGCGGUUCUACCAACGCUGCGACAAGCUCGGGCUGCUGGUGUGGCAGGACCUCAUGUUCGCCUGCUCCAUGUACCCCACUGACAAGGAGUUUUUAGACACAGUCCGAGUGGAAAUUGAACAGAAUGUGCUAAGCCUACAGCACCACCCUUCCCUGGCCCUGUGGGGCGGCAACAACGAGAACGAAGUGGCCCUGCGCGGUAGCUGGUACACGCACCCCAGCGAGUUCGACAAAUACAAGGCGGAGUACAUCAAGCUGUACGUCGACACCAUCAAGCCCAUAGUCCAUUCAUUAGACCCGAGCAGAAGAUAUGUCGUUUCUAGCCCCUCGAACGGCCUCGAGUCGGAAAGAGAAGGGUAUAUCGCGGCCAACCCUUACAGCCCUAACUACGGAGACACUCACUACUACAACUAUUUAGCGGAUGGCUGGAGCUUCGACAUCUACCCUCUUACACGCUUUGCCUCGGAAUACGGAUUCCAGUCCCUCCCGUCUCUCACAACGCUAAAGACGGCAACGAAUAAGUCCGAGGAUUUGAGCCUAGACAGUGAGUUCAUGGCGCACCGACAACACAGCCCGAAUGGCUACAGCUUUAUCGAGAGCGAGAUGAACAGACACUUGCAGCUGUUUAAAAACGACACCAAGUAUUUCGAGAAGUUCAUUUUUUACAGUCAGAUAUCGCAAGCCAUGUCCAUAAAGACGGAGACGGAGUUCUACCGGCAGAGCCAGGCCACGUGGUUCACGAUGGGCGCGCUGUACUGGCAGCUCAACGACGUGUGGCAGGCGCCCUCCUGGUCCGGCAUCGAAUACGGAGGCAAGUGGAAGAUGCUGCAUUACUUCGCGAAGUCAUUCUUCGCUCCUGUCCUGGUCUCCCCGCGUCUCCAUUUGACCGGGAAAGUGGACGUGUACCUCCUCAACGACCGCCUCGUGCCCCUCCUGGCGGGGCAGCUGCUGGUCGAGGUCUUCAACUGGACCAGCCUCACCCCUGUAGACUCAAAGACCUAUACCGUAAGCGCUAAGCCGCUGAGCGCUCAGAAACAGGACAUAACCCUGGACCUCUGGAAGCAGAAUAAGAAGGAGGUGUUUCUGAGGUUCUCGUUGAAGGCCGAAGGCGUCGCGUGGUCUCCCAUGAACUAUGUCUUCCCGGUGCCGCUGAAGGAUGUUGUGGGGUUGCAAAAGCCAACUAUACAGAUAACGGUAUCCCACCGCAUCCGCCUCCACUCUGGCGAGACGCAGCACAUCGUGCACAUCGUCACAGACCGCGUGGUGCUGUUCCUGUGGCUGGAGGCGCCGGCUCCGGGCCGCUUCCGGGACAACGGGUUCAUCCUCACGCAGCCCUACCUGCGCACCGCCUUCCUCACCACGGGGAAUAUCACCACGAGUGAGCUACAGAAGGCUAUCACGUACCAGUAUUAUUUGAACGAGAUUUCGUAGUUUUAUGAUGUUGGCUAGUGUGAAUGGGAAUAAAGUGUUUUGUUAC
This is a messenger RNA of Plutella xylostella (diamondback moth), 2788 nucleotides long. RefSeq names its product beta-mannosidase (gene beta-Man). Gene Ontology annotation, biological process: glycoprotein catabolic process. NCBI's taxonomy places the organism in Eukaryota, Metazoa, Arthropoda, Insecta, Lepidoptera, Plutellidae. Gene Ontology annotation, molecular function: beta-mannosidase activity. The record is from RefSeq and is a predicted model, not a curated record.